AAAGGUGCUUUGAUGGUGAUGAAGGGACAGAAAAUAAGCACGCUUUACAGAUUGAUUGGGAACACAGUUGUAGGCAGAGUUGCAGUCACCACUCCGGUGGAGUCCAUCACUAACGACACAAAAUUAUGACAUAUGCGACUUGGCCAUAUUGGUGAACGUGGUAUGUUAGAGUUGCACGAGAGAAAUUUAUUGAAAAGGGUGAAGACAUGCAAGCUAGACUUCUACAAGUAUUGUGUGUAUGGGAAGCAGCAUAGAGUCAAUUUUAAGACAGGCUCUCAUACAAGUAAGGGUGUUCUUGACUACAUUCAUUCAGAUGUUUGGGGUCCAGUAUCAGUUUCUUCUCAUAGCGGUGCUCAGUAUUUCGUCAGUUUCAUUGAUGACUACUUUAGAAAGGUAUGAAUUUAUUUUAUGAAGCAUAAGUCUGAUGUGUUUGGCAUAUUUAAAAGGUGGAAAGCACAGGUUGAGAAUCAGACUGGCAGGAAAAUAAAAUAUCUUAGAACAGAUAAUGGACUAGAGUAUAGAGAUAAAGAAUUCAUAAGAUUUUGUGAAUUAGAAGGCAUUACUCGUCACUUCACAGUUAAAGGAACUCCACAGCAGAAUGGGGUUGCAAAGAGAAUGAACAGAACCUUAGCAGAAAGAGCCAGAUGCAUGAGAUUGAAUGUAGGGUUGCCUAAGGUGUUCUAGGCAGAGACAGUUAACACAGCGAACUUCAUUAUUAAUAGAUCUCCAUCUUUAGCCAUUGAUUUCAAGAUUUCAAAAGAGGUUUGGUCAGGUAAACCAGUUGAUUAUUCGAGUCUAAAAAUCUUUGGUUGUCUAGCUUAUGUGUAUGUGCAGAGUGGAGAGCGUUCUAAAUUGGAUUCGAAGUCAAUAAAAUGUGUAUUUCUUGGUUUUGAAAAAGGUGUUAAAGGCUACAGGCUUUGGGAUCCAAUCUCAAAGAAAACAAUGACCAGCAGAGAUGUCAUAUUUGAUGAAGCCUUUAUGUUGAAACAGAAUGAAGCAAAGACAUGUGAUGAUAGUCCACAGGAGAAAUUAACUGUUGAGGUGGAGCUUGACGAGAAUAGUUCACCUAAUGAUAAGGGUGAUGUUGAGAUUGAUCCACAGCAGCAACAAAAAGAGUCUUAUUCAAUUGCUAAAGGUAGAGAGAAGCGGGUUCACAAAGCACCACAGAGAUAUGGCUUUGAAGACAUGGUUAGCUUUGCUCUCAUAACUAGUAGUGGAGAUCCAUCGUCUUACAGGGAUGUAGAAGAGAUGGGGUCACUACAGAAGAAUAAGACUUGGGAAUCUUCUAGUAUGUUGACAAAGUCAGUUCCAACAAAUAAGUUCAAGAGCUACUUGGACUUGGUUGAUGUUUGCAGCUUGUAAGCCCUUAUGGGCUAAGGUAGAGGCGAUGGAGGAGUUUGCUCGUGUAGCUUGAUCAAUUCAAGCCAAGGUGGAGAUUUGUUGAUGUGGGCCAUGUGGCUUGAAUUGCCAA
This is a messenger RNA of Quercus lobata, 1471 nucleotides long. RefSeq lists its product as uncharacterized. The transcript has a single exon. Bases 943 to 1362 code for a protein of 139 amino acids. Lineage: Eukaryota; Viridiplantae; Streptophyta; Magnoliopsida; Fagales; Fagaceae. The record is from RefSeq and is a predicted model, not a curated record.